This is a messenger RNA of Porites evermanni, 3621 nucleotides long. The record is from the annotation of a GenBank genome assembly. NCBI's taxonomy places the organism in Eukaryota, Metazoa, Cnidaria, Anthozoa, Scleractinia, Poritidae.
UACAGCAUCCACAAACAUGAAAAAGUAACCAUUCGCACCAUACACGUUGAUGAACGCUAUGAUCAUGAUGUGUGUUUCCCGUGGCUUGAUCUUCCUUCCCAGACACACUUGCAUGAGAAAACCGGAAAUUCUGGUUGUAAAUUGCAGUUCUGCUUUCGUUUUGUGAACACUCCCGUGACUGCCAAGAAGACCCAACUUUUGUCGAGAAUAUAUCACCCCUAUAAAAGGUGUUAAGAGGUGCUGCUUUCGUGAAAAUUACUUGAAAUAAAUGUCUUGGGGUUGCAUGAUGUCUACUUUCCGGUCAAGUUCACUUUUCCUUCAGGCAGGACUGCACUAGGAUCUACAGUAGUUCACUCUGGUUUACUGGCCACCAGGAGGAAUGACUAUACUAUUACUAUAUUGAACGUUUGUUUCUUCUAAAAAUAAAAUCGAAGCUUUCGUGUAAAGAGUGGGCGAUUUAAAAGGCGUGAGUUAUAACACAGGUGUUACUUAUUCCUGCGCUUUAGCGAUGGGUGCCAUCUCCUCAAAUGAAAAUGGCGGAAAAGUAACCCUGCGUGGAUUCCACCAGGCAAAAACGGUGAGAAAAUGUUUGUGGAGUGUUAUAAAUUUGGAGGCCUAGAAAGAAAAUUUUCACUCGCCCUAAGGAAAAUGGCCAGUCAAGGCACAGGUACGGCUUAAUUUCUUACACUUUUAAUACAGGCAGAACGACAACAAACUUCACGGACUAUAUUAAAUUCCGCUUUCCAGUACAUUUAAUGAUGGGAGUGAUUUGUAGAAAAUUUUCCCGCGAGAGUCAAUUAAACAACAAUUGUAAAAUAUUGUUUCACUCCACAGGGGUCGCCCUGGAAGGGGAUACAUUUUCCUGCAUAAACCUGCCAGAGAACAGCGCAUUAAUCCAAUGCUUUACCGCCACCUUAAGUGAUGCGGCAGGCGACCCGGAGAGAACAAAAAAAAUGUACGUGGACUCAUUGGCGCCCGGAACAGUAAGAGCUAUUGUUUUGUUAUGCUAUACGUCGAGUGUCUGUGCUACAACAUCACCGCCUCCAUCAGUCUCUCACCAGCCGGUUUUUAUUCCUACAGAGUCCAUAUUUAAUACCAGGAACUUGUUCCUUUCCUGGCACAAAGAGGUGAAGGCGGGGGCGGCUGUGACCUUUCCCUUGCAAGAGCUCGAUAUAAAAGCCUUUUGUGUGGCCUGCUCGAAGGCCGGCUUCGCCUACAAAAGGAUAAUAGAAAACUUCUCCCGUGGUCUUUGUAUGUGGGUAAGUGGACUGCAAAAGACCUAUUAAUUAAAAUAGAAAUACCCAUUAGUAAAAACAAAAUUAUCAUGCAAUGCACUAUUUGGUCGCCUGAAACUACUUUACUUUUGUAACAGGUCAAAAUGUCUUGCAUAAAAUACAACCUUUUUUUAAUUUUUGGAAGUAGUUCGUCUACCUUUUUAGUGCAGCGAUAAAAUAAGUUGUUUUUUCUAUGUUAUAGAUUAGACAAGUAUGUCUUAAUACUUUAUUCUAAAUGAAUAUAUUCAUUGCCAAAUUACCUAACUCGGCUAUAAUGAUUGCAUUGCACUUGUAAUAAUCGCACCAUUCAUCAAUGAAUAAUCUUAAGAUGGCCAGUGGACUGCAUCGUCUGGAAACAUACAACAGUAACAGGCCAUGUUGUGGGACAACGUGCUUCACAUUUUAAGCCCAAUCCAACUCUUACUGAUUUGCCGGUUUCCUUCAUUUCCAGCAAAUUUCCAAUAGGCACAAAAGCCCAGCUAAGCAGUUCCCUCAGUUGAGGAAAACACUUGGCCGGUUCUUGAGAAAGGAAGUGGGGGAAAUGGAUUCCCACCCCAAAAAGCCAAUGUUUGCUCAAGACUUUGAGCACAUUCUUGAUACCAUUGGCAUCGAAAGUCCAGCAGCAUUGCAACGUAAGUAAAGGAAAUGGCAAUACUGUGAUACAUUAUAUGACACUACCUUUUUGGAAAUAAAUAUUUUUCUUAUUGGCGUGUGUUCAUGAAGAAAGCAAAAGUGUUAAAUUAUGUAUUGUACAAUUGAUGUAUAUUCACCUGACACGAUUAUCAUGUGAUGGUCGAACUUCCUUGUUGAAAUAUCCCACACUUAUUAUGACCUAGAGAGAAAGGAUUCAAAACUCAGCACUGAGAUUUGACAUGGCAUGCAAUACAUGUUCCUUAAAAGGACAUGCAGACGUAAACAUAAAUUCUACAGAUAUGUAAGUUCAAAAAUUUCUGGUAAUGAGUAUGGAAGACUACAAAUAGAGACAGGUAGGAAGCAUUACAUAACUUAUGCCCUCUUUUGUUUUCCAGUAUUGUUCUUUCACAGUUUGUCUGCCCACUGUGGGGCCAGAGCUGGCACUAUCGUGCAGACGUAUUCUACCCCUGAAUAUAGAUAUCUCAGGGACGACAUGGGUUUGGGGGAGUUUCCCCUUUCCCAGGGCAUCAAAGUUGGAGAUGUCAUGUUCAGGUACCCUUGUUAAAUUGUUACUAAUCUGUCAAAAACUAACAAAAUUGGCUACUUUCUGCUUUUGGAGCAUAUCACGUUUUUGGACCUUGAGACUCAGCACUUAUUCAAACUGGGAUUCUACUUGAGAUGAGGAUGCACAUACCAAUUUCCGGCUGUUUUAGUCACUUACAAGUUUCCACUGCAAUGAAGCAACGAAUCAGAAUAAAAUGCACUCAAACGUAAGAACUCCAACGUUUUGUCUGUUCAUCCCAGGAGACCUCAAAAAAGUCUCUAAUAAUACUGAGUUGAGUUUCCAUGCAUAGCCAUAAAGGAAUUUCCAUUUUUAGGGGUAGAAGCACAUCAACAUCGACCUCGACGUCACAACCACCAGAGGGUCAUGGUGUUACCAUGGAGGUUGUUUUUCGCCAUGAGAAACCUGACGCAACCAACAUGUCCCACAAGUAAGGAUUAAUUAUGAUCCUUUGGACAAUAUCAAAGUUUACUUACAGUUAUUAAUGCGAACGGUCUCCAUAAUAUAUGCACCUCCUAAGAUGAGUCAAUCAAAAGGGACCUUUGGAUAAUGUACGUGAGAGAGAGAGAAAGAGAGAGAGGCUGGAUUUAGACAAAAGUUUUAUCAGCUAAAGCAGGGUAACAUUGCAUGAAAUAUGUAUAUGUUUAUCAGUGGAUUCAAGUCAAUAUUAAUAAGUUGUGCAAAAAAUAUAUAUAAUUCUGAAACUAGGUAUUACCCUUUGAUAAAAUAGAUCUAAGCUUGGAUUACAAUGCUACAACAGUACAUUGUUUGCAGGGUCCAUGGAGGAACAAAUUGUCUCGCACACUUAAGCACUCCUACAUCCUAGACAAUAAUUCUGCUUUUGCUCUGUUAGUAGCCACUGGGCCUAUUUUCGGUAGUGUCGUUUGCUAUUACAUUCUUCCCAUUGUUUAAAGACAACUUGAUUUUCAAACCAUAUUUCUAUUUAUGCAUAGUCGAGUCUUUACAUACACAGCCCUAGAAGAUGGAAGUCCAUACUGCCCCGUUGCCUUGGGCUUCUUGCACCUCGCUCGGCGUGGGGUAUUUCUGAAGACUCCCCGUGAGGCCUGGGAAAGGCAAAAUUUUCAACUGCGAGGAGGUGUGGCAGACUGGCCUCUGUUUUGCCAGACGGACAAGUCUACCCACACUCUCAAG